ACUGUCAGUUAGUUAUCAGUUGUGGUGCCAAGAGCGAUUCAACCAAUAGUUGUGUUUGUGGCUUUUUCCCUUUCUUCCUUCGUAUUGAUCUAAAAAAACAUUGUUAUCUCGAAAUCCAUAAAUGGAUGAAGAACACUGAUAUUUUCCUCAGUGAUAAUGUCUGACUCGGAAGGCAGUAAUUAUUCUGGGAAUGCGUCUGACGCGGGCAGCGUGGUUUCGAAUCGUUCUCGUAGAAGCGCCGCGUCCAACCGUUCAGCCAGGUCGCGCUCGAGUUCUCGAUCACGUUCACGGUCCGGCAGCCGCAGCCCGUCGCGAAGCCCUACGCGCUCUCGGUCCAAGUCAAGGUCACAUUCCCGAUCUCGUUCAAGGAGUCGCUCAGUUGGAUCUGAUGGAAGCCAUAAUAGGGAUGACGAAGCCAAGGAAGCAUCUGGUGAUGAAGAAGUUGAGGAUGAACAGGAGCCAGAAGGUGAGGACCUAGUGGAUUCUGAGGAAUACGAUGAAGAUGAAGAUGAGGCAAGACAAAGGAAAAAACGCAAGAAGGACAACCGCUACGGAGGUUUCAUUAUUGAUGAAGCUGAGGUUGAUGACGAAGUUGAUGAAGAUGAUGAAUGGGAAGAAGGGGCCCAGGAGAUGGGCAUUGUUGGAAAUGAAGUGGAUGAAAUCGGACCCACUGCACGGGAAAUUGAGGGCAGACGCAGAGGUACUAACCUCUGGGACUCACAGAAAGAGGAGGAAAUUGAAGAAUACCUGAGAAAUAAAUAUGCCGAUGAAUCAGCAGCGCUCAGACAUUUUGGGGAAGGUGGUGAGGAAAUGUCUGAUGAGAUUACGCAACAAACUCUUCUACCAGGCAUUAAGGACCCCAAUUUGUGGAUGAUAAAAUGUCGUAUCGGCGAGGAAAAGGCAACAGUAUUACUGCUCAUGAGAAAAUUUAUUGCCUAUCAGGACUCUGAGGAACCCUUUCAAAUCAAAUCAGUGGUCGCACCUGAAGGUGUGAAAGGUUAUAUUUACAUAGAGGCAUAUAAACAGACACAUGUUAAAGCCAUAAUCAAUAACGUAGGAACUCUAAGGAUGGGUAUUUGGAAGCAGGACAUGGUACCUAUCAAAGAAAUGACAGAUGUACUGCGAGUUGUCAAGGAACAGUCUGGUUUAAAACCAAAACAGUGGGUUAGACUGAAGAGAGGACUUUAUAAAGACGACAUUGCUCAAGUGGAUUAUGUUGACCUAGCACAAAAUCAGGUCCACUUGAAAUUACUUCCUAGGAUAGAUUAUACAAGGCUCAGAGGAGCUUUAAGGACUGUACAAAGUGAAAGUGAAGCUGCUAAAAGGAAGAAAAAGCGGCGUCCGGUGGCUAAGCCUUUUGACCCCGAAGCUAUUCGAGCUAUUGGUGGCGAAGUAACUUCCGAUGGAGACUUCUUAAUAUUUGAGGGCAACAGAUAUUCAAGAAAGGGAUUCUUGUAUAAAAAUUUUACGAUGUCUGCUAUCUUAGCUGAGGGUGUUAAGCCAACUUUAACAGAAUUGGAAAGAUUCGAGGAACAACCUGAGGGUAUCGAUAUAGAGUUAGCAGCGCCUGCCAAAGAUGACCCAACUAGCUUACACUCAUUCUCUAUGGGUGAUAACGUUGAAGUGUGUUCUGGUGAUUUGGCGAACUUGCAAGCGAGAAUUAUCGCUAUUGACGGAUCAAUGAUCACUGUAAUGCCAAAACACGACGCUCUAAAAGAUCCUCUCGUAUUUAAGCCUAAUGAAUUGAGGAAGUACUUCAAGCAGGGUGACCAUGUGAAGGUGUUGGCGGGCCGGUACGAAGGCGACACCGGUUUGAUCGUUCGCGUAGAACCACAUCGCGUAGUCCUAGUCUCCGAUCUCACUAUGCACGAGCUGGAGGUGCUUCCACGCGACCUGCAACUGUGUUCCGACAUGGCGACCGGCGUCGAUUCACUCGGUCAGUUCCAGUGGGGUGACAUGGUGCAACUGGACCUACAAACCGUCGGCGUCAUCGUUCGACUCGAGAAGGAAAAUUUCCACGUGCUCGGCAUGCAGGGCAAAGUCAUCGAGUGCAAGCCGCAAGCGCUUCAAAAGCGCCGCGAGAACAGGUUCACGAUGGCGCUCGACUCCGAGCAUAACAGCAUUCAGAAGCGCGACAUCGUCAAGGUGAUCGACGGCCCGCACGCCGGCCGGAACGGCGAGAUUAAACACCUGUACAGGAACUUCGCGUUCCUCCAGUCGCGGAUGUACCUCGACAACGGUGGCAUAUUCGUGUGCAAGACGCGGCACCUGCAGCUCGCCGGCGGCAACAAGAACGUGUCCACCAACAACAACCUGUCGCUCGGGUUCAUGUCGCCGCGCAUCCAGUCGCCCAUGCACCCGUCGGGGCGCGGCGGCGCGACGCCGCGCGGCGGCCGCGGGCGCGGCGCCGGCCGCGGCGGCGUCACGCGGGACCGCGAGCUCAUCGGCCAGACCAUCAAGAUCACCGGCGGGCCCUACAAGGGCAACGUGGGCAUCGUGAAGGACGCGACCGGCAGCACGGCGCGCGUGGAGCUGCACUCGACGUGCCAGACCAUCUCGGUGGACCGCAGCCACAUCGCGGGCGCGGGCGGCGGCGCCGGCGGCGGCGGCGCGUCGGCGUACGGCCGCACGCCCGGCCGCACGCCGGCGCUGGGCGCGCACACGCCCACGUACCGCGACACCGGCAUCAAGACGCCCAUGCACGGCUCGCAGACGCCCAUCUACGACGUGGGCGGCCGCACGCCGCACUACGGCUCGGCCACGCCGUCGCACGACGGCAGCCGCACGCCCGCGCACGGCGCCUGGGACCCCGCCGCCGCCGCCACGCCCGCGCGCCCCGCCGACUUCGAGUACGGGCUCGAGGACGCCGCCGGCGCCGGCUACGAGCCGCCGCAGCCCUACGGCCAGGCGGGGCCGUUCACGCCGCAGACGCCGGGCACCAUGUACGGCUCCGACCACACCUACAGCCCGUACCAGCCGAGCCCGAGCCCCGCGUACCCGGCCGGCUACCUGGGCACGCCCAGCCCGGUGGGCUACUCGCCGCGGUCGCCGUUCGCGGGCGGCGGCGGCGGCGGCGGCGAGGAGGCGCCGGCCGACUGGGCGUCGCCGGACGUGGAGGUGCGGCUGCGUGCACACGAGGACGCGGCGCUGGCCGGGCAGGCGGGCGUGCUGCGCGGGCUGUCGGGCGGCAUGUGCGCCGUCUACGUGCCCGCCGAGGACCGCGUCGUCAACGUGCUCGCCGACGUGCUCGAGCCCGUCGUGCCGCAGAGCGGCGACAAGGUCAAGGUCAUCGCGGGCGAGGACCGCGAGGCCGUCGGCCAGCUCAUCUCGAUCGAGAACCAGGAGGGCGUCGUCAAGUUCGGCACCGACGACAUCAAGAUCAUGCAGCUGCGCCACCUGUGCAAGAUGAGCACCUCGUAGGCGGGGAGCGCGCCCUCGCAGCCGCGUGUUGCGCCGUGCCGCGUUAUGCGACAUCUUCUUCUAUAUGAUACUUGAAUAUUUAGUCUGCACGAUUCUUUUGCGAAUGUUCCAGUUUUGUGUAUUUUUUCAUUAAUUUCUAACCCAUUGAAUUGUAGAAAAUCCUUGUAUAAAUUGGCUACGAUGAUAUGGCACAGCCCUAAUUUACACAGAUUUGACUUUCGAUAUAAUACUCUACAUAUAUAUAUAUAUAUAUAUAUAUAUAUAUACAUAUUCUGUUAUAUAAUACUCCUCUGUCUAGACCGCUACUGAAGACAUUUCCUAAUAAACACAAACAAAGCACUACAUCUAUACCUAUAUGAUCCCACACAUUGGAACAUGAAGUUAAAAGGCCAUCCCAUGUUAACGUAGACAAUCUAUACACAGUACUUGUAAUGAAAUAAAAUAUCGUUCGAGUGUCGUGCCGUCUGAAUGUGUGUGUUAAUAACUUGUAGAUAGUAAGGUAUCACAGUUAACGUCGUGUGUCACUUCUAUCGUGAAAGAUGUUAGCAGUGGAAGUUUAAUUUAAUUACAUUAAAAUUGGUAAUUCACUUAUAUAUUAUGACAUAAAUAAAUAUAUUAUCAUAACAA
Molecule: messenger RNA, 4047 nt
Organism: Galleria mellonella (greater wax moth)
Lineage: Eukaryota; Metazoa; Arthropoda; Insecta; Lepidoptera; Pyralidae
Gene: Spt5
Product: transcription elongation factor SPT5
Exons: 4
Coding region: 157-3420 (1087 amino acids)
Biological process (GO): regulation of DNA-templated transcription elongation; transcription elongation by RNA polymerase II; transcription elongation-coupled chromatin remodeling
Cellular component (GO): DSIF complex
Molecular function (GO): mRNA binding; protein binding
Source: RefSeq, a predicted model, not a curated record